Tyto alba (common barn owl) is the source of this 352-nucleotide messenger RNA. RefSeq names its product feather keratin Cos1-2-like. Bases 20 to 325 code for a protein of 101 amino acids. The transcript has a single exon. Gene Ontology annotation, molecular function: structural constituent of cytoskeleton. Gene Ontology annotation, cellular component: intermediate filament. The record is from RefSeq and is a predicted model, not a curated record. NCBI's taxonomy places the organism in Eukaryota, Metazoa, Chordata, Aves, Strigiformes, Tytonidae.
GCACCUUCACCCUCGAGACAUGUCCUGCUCCGACCAGUGCCUGCCAUGCCGGCCCUGCGGCCCGACCCCGCUGGCCAACAGCUGCAAUGAGCCCUGUGUCAGGCAGUGCCAGAGCUCCACCGUCGCCAUCCAGCCCUCCCCCGUGGUGGUGACCCUGCCCGGCCCCAUCCUCAGCUCCUUCCCACAGAACACCGUUGUGGGCUCCUCCACCUCCGCCGCCGUUGGCAGCAUCCUCAGCUGUGACGGAGUCCCCAUCAACUCGGGGGGCUUUGACCUCUCCUGCAUCACCAGCCGCUACUGCGGCAGAAGGUGCCCCCCCUGCUAAAGCUGCUGGCAGUGACCCACGGAGACA